Molecule: messenger RNA, 1746 nt
Organism: Durusdinium trenchii
Lineage: Eukaryota; Dinophyceae; Suessiales; Symbiodiniaceae
Source: the annotation of a GenBank genome assembly
AUGGCGAUCUUCGGUGGGACGCCGAAGGGGCCACAGGGGAAGGAACUGAAGAAGAAGAUGCCACAGGUCUUGGUGGCGACUCCAGGACGUUUACAGGACUUCAUGAGCAGUGGUGAGGUCAAUCUGUCACAAGCUCAACUGCUGGUCCUGGAUGAGGCGGAUCGAAUGCUGGACAUGGGAUUCGAGCCGGAGAUUGCCAAGAUUCUAUCGCAGGCACCUCCAGCGCGGCAGACGCUGCUCUUCACGGCGACGUGGCCUAAGGCGGUGAAACGCAUCGCAGAGAAGUACCUGACGCUCAGAGAUGUGAACGCUUCGUUUGUUCUUUUCGAUGAGUUCUUCCGCUUGGGUGACGAUGAGAAGGAUGACAAGCUUUGGCAAAUCCUCAGCGGCCUGAGCGAUGAUGCCAAGGCGAUUUGCUUUGCAAAUACCAAGAGGCGCAUUGAUUCCUUCCAGAAGACCUUUUGGUCCAAAGGCUUUGACUCUGUGGCCCUACAUGGCGACAAGCCACAGAAGGAUCGGGAUCGAGAUUUGGAGAAGUUUACGAAAGGCGAAUGCUGGCUGAUGUUUGUGUGUUCCAGAGGCUUGGACAUCAAAGAUGUGACCCAUGUGGUGAAUUUGGACAUGGCGCGAGAUGUCGAAAGCUAUGUGCGGCGGCCCGGGGCGUUUCGAUGCGGAUUCGCGUUUCGAGCUGGGCGGAUCAGCACACGCCCGAUUCGUGAAGAGCGAGCGUCGUGCGUGGUCUUCAGAAGAUGUGUGAAAGGCGUGCUGAGGGUGUGCGGCUCAGAGGCACAAGUGGCUGAUGUGCAAAGGCAGUUGGAAUGCUUGGGCGGCCCGCGGAAGCAGAUUCCCACUGCAGCCUGGACCGAGCUCAUGCGCACGCGCAUGUCGGAGGAUGCCAGCAGCUCUGUGGUGCAGCGUAUCCAGCAGCUCAGCAAUUGCCGGGUGCACAUUGAACGCACUAGCAAGGAGGUCCGGCUCUUUGGUCCGAAAGCUGCCGUGGCGGCGGCCUCGCAGCUGUUGGACGAGUUUCAACAGAUGUGCUUGGAGACCCGAGUGGAGUUUGAUGAGAAUCACCUCACAGGCGAAAAGAUUCAGAUGAUUGCUCAACAAGAAUGUGUGACCAUCAACUUCGAAUCGAACUCCGCGCGCGCAACGAUUCUAGGCUUUGAGUUCGCAGUCUCUUCCGCGUUGCGCGUCUUGGAAGCCUACGAAGCGAACCCAGAGAUGGAGGUGCAAGAGAUGGCCAAGGCGGAGGCGACUGCGCAGAUUGCGGAGGCCUUGGCCAAGUUGUCCUUGGGUGAUGAGUCUGGCGCUUCUACGGCGGGAUCGACCACGAAGAUUCCUCUCGAGGACUCGGACUACAGCGAGGUGGAAGCCAAAGAGGAGGCUGCCACAGGAGCCAUAAACCAGGUGAGCCAGGGUUAUUGCAACAACAACCAGCACCACCCGUGCUGUUCCUGCCUAACCUGCGGUGCCACGAGCUUUUGUGUGAGCUGCGGCUCCGCCAACGAAAACUUCCAGUUCUACCAGGUGCAGGUGAUGCAGAUGGGGGGCCAGCCUCAAAUGAUGAUGAAUAUGCAACCCAUGACCAUGCAGAUGCCCGGUCAAGUCUUUGGCAACGUGAUGCAAGUUUGCAUGCCGAUGCAGAUGCAACAGAUGCAAGGUGUACCGGCUAUGGUUAUGGAGCCGUUUCCCACCUCUAAGAGGUCACCUGGCAUGCAUGAUGACGGCAGCUUUUGUAUGUAG